Messenger RNA from Pipistrellus nathusii (Nathusius's pipistrelle), 1731 nucleotides. The record is from the annotation of a GenBank genome assembly. Lineage: Eukaryota; Metazoa; Chordata; Mammalia; Chiroptera; Vespertilionidae.
AUGGCGGCAGCUGCGCCGGCGGCCGCGGGCGAGGAUGGCGGGCGGCGGCGGCCGGGGCCCGUGCUUGAUCCCCAGCCCCAGGAGGGCGCGAAGGCCGAGGCCGAGUCAGGGGAACUCUGCCGACUUCGAGCUGAGCUGGCAGGCGCCCUGGCAGAAAUGGAGACCAUGAAGGCCGUGGCCGAGGUGAGCGAGAGCACGAAGGCCGAGGCCGUGGCUGCGGUGCAGCGGCAGUGCCAGGAGGAGGUUGCUUCCCUGCAGGCCAUCCUGAAAGACUCCAUCAGCAGCUACGAAGCCCAGAUCGCGUCUCUGAAGCAGGAGCGGCAGCAGCAGCAGCAGGACUGCGAGGAGAGGGAGCAGGAGCUGGGCCGCCUGAAGCAGCUGCUGGCCCGCGCGCACCCCCUGGACUCCUUGGAGAAGCAGAUGGAGAAGGCCCACGAGGACUCGGAGAAGCUGCGAGAGAUCGUGCUGCCCAUGGAGCAGGAGAUAGAGGAGCUGAAGGCGAAGCUGCUGAGGGCCGAGGAGCUGAUUCAGGAGAUCCAGGGACGUCCCCGGCACCCCGCUUCCCUGCAUGGCUCCACGGAGUUGCUGCCUCUCUCCCGGGACCUGUCUCCCCCGCUGGAGCCUCUCGAGGAGCUGAGUGGAGACGGGGGUGCAGCGGCCGAGGCCUUCGCCCACAACUGUGACGACAGCGCCUCCAUCUCCUCCUUCUCCCUCGGCGGCGGGCCCGGCAGCAGCGCCUCCCUGCCCCGCGGCCGCCAGGGCCUGAGCCCCGAGCAGGAAGAGACGGCGUCUCUGGUGUCCACGGGCACCCUGGUCCCCGAGGGCAUCUACCUGCCCCCUCCUGGGUACCAGCUGGUCCCAGACACCCAGUGGGAGCAGUUGCAGAUGGAGGGGCGGCAGCUGCAGAAGGACCUGGAGAGCGUCAGCCGUGAGCGGGACGAGCUGCAGGAGGGCCUGAGGCGAAGCAAUGAGGACUGUGCCAAGCAGAUGCAGGUGCUCCUGGCGCAGGUCCAGAACUCGGAGCAGCUGCUGCAGACCCUGCAGGGGACCGUGAGCCAGGCUCAGGAGCGCGUUCAGCUGCAGAUGGCGGAGCUGGCCGCCUCCCACAAGUGCCUGAGCCACGAGGUGAAGCGGCUGACGGAGGAGAACCAGGGCCUGCGGGCCGAGCAGCCACUGGCUUCAGCCCCCGGGGCCCUGGAGCAGGAGGGCCAGGAGGAGUCACUGCCCAGCUCGGUCCCGGAGCUGAGGCAGCUGGUGCUCCGCAUGGGGCAGGAGGCCAGGGCCCAGCAGCGGGCGCGGGAGCACGAGGCCGAGCGCCUUCGCAUUGAGAUCGUGACGCUGCGGGAGGCGCUGGAGGAGGAGACGGCGGCGAGGGCCAGCCUGGAGGGGCAGCUGAGGGUGCAGCGGGAGGAGACAGCCUCCCUGUGCAGCCUCAGGACAGAGAUGGAGCGGAUCCAUCGGGAGCAGAGCGAGGAAGCCUCGGGGCAGCCUCAAGGGCCAGGCCCCACGGAAGAGGCUCAGCUCACAGCCCUGUCGGAACAGAGGGCGAAGGUGCUGCGGCUGCAGGCCGAGCUGGAGACGAGCGAGCAGGUGCAGAGGGACUUUGUGCGCCUGUCCCAGGCCCUGCAGGUGCGCCUGGAGCAGAUCCGCCAGGCGGAGAGUCUGGAGCAGGUGCGCAGCCUCUUGGACGAGGCGCCGCUCAGGGACGUUGGGGACAUCAAGGACAGCUGA